CCUUAAAAUCCAUCAAUCUUUUCCUUAGUUAUACCUUGACAAGUCAAAGUACAAACAUGUCAAGCAACAGCGUCCCCGGAGUGAACCUUUCCGACCAUCAGGUUAUGCCAGUGAUCGGCCUAGGCACCGGCGAUUUUCAAUCUACUGCCGAGGCCGUGAAGACGGCAGUCAUAGAGGCUAUCAAAGUCGGGUACAGACAUCUGGAUUGUGCUUCAGUUUAUGGGACAGAGCAGCCACUAGGGGAAGCCAUAGACGAAGCUCUUAAACUUGGUCUUAUUGGGUCCAGAGACGAACUCUUCAUCACAACCAAGCUGUGGUUCACUGAUUGUCAUUCUGAUCGCGUCGUUCCAGCUCUCAAAAAAUCUCUUGGGUUGCUAAAACUGGAAUAUCUGGACCUUUAUUUGAUUCACUUACCAGUUAGUUCAAAGACUGAAGAUAGUGGUAUAUACCCAUCUAAAGAGAAUAUAGAACCAUUAGACGUAAAGGGAGUGUGGGGAGCAAUGGAAGAGUGCGAAAAACUUGGUCUCACAAAAUCAAUUGGAGUCAGUAACUUCCCUGUGAGGACACUUGAGAGUUUAUUAUCUGUCGCUACAGUUCCUCCUUGUCUAAACCAAGUGGAGAUGAACCCUACAUGUCAACAAAAGGAGCUAAGAGAAUACUGCAAAGAAAAGGGUAUACUUGUAACUGCAUAUUCUCCUCUCGGAGCUCCAGGUACUGGAUGGGGAAACAAUCGGAUCGUGGACAAUGAAAUUCUGAUUGAAAUUGCUAAAUCUCACGGAAAAUCAGUUGCUCAGGUUGCCCUGAGAUGGCUGUAUGAGCAAGGAGUGAGUUUUGUUCCAAAGAGUUAUAACAAAGAGAGAAUGAAACAGAACCUAGAGAUAUUCGAUUGGUCACUUACACAAAAUGACUUGGACAAGAUCAGUCAAAUCAAACAAAUAAGAUUAAAUCAGGAGAACCCUUUAUUCCCAUACGUUGCUUGAUGCCUACAUCGUUCAUGAAAUUCCAAGUUAUAUUGUAAUAAUAGCUAUUUGGUUUUUGUAUGUUUCUUUUUUCCCCUAGUUAUGUCUUCCUCUUCUUCCAAUAAAGUAGUGGUUAUUUUAUUUUCCUUGUGAAACGGCGAAUCAAGCACUACUGUUGUACGUUGGAUUUAAAUAGUGCUCGUACCUAUAUGUGAAUUGUGAAGCUUCAAAUAAAGAUGUAAUUUUGUGAAGGUACAAGUGUUGCAGCGUUCUUUUUUUGCACCUGUAUGUUUUGUAUUUUUUGAAGGAAUAAAGAUGUUAUUUUAUUA
Molecule: messenger RNA, 1288 nt
Organism: Neltuma alba
Lineage: Eukaryota; Viridiplantae; Streptophyta; Magnoliopsida; Fabales; Fabaceae
Product: NAD(P)H-dependent 6'-deoxychalcone synthase-like
Exons: 4
Coding region: 57-980 (307 amino acids)
Molecular function (GO): oxidoreductase activity, acting on the CH-OH group of donors, NAD or NADP as acceptor
Source: RefSeq, a predicted model, not a curated record